UCCAGCAGCUGAUCGGUAAUCCAGAAGAAGUUUCCCCUCAGUUAGGGGGGAGCUCCACUUUGAAGCAGGAGACUCCACAACCACCCUGCAUUAAAAAGGAAGAGGAGGAACUCUGCAUCACUCAGGAGGGAGAGUGUCUUCUAGGACGAGAGGAAGCUGAUUACACCAAGUUUCCACUGAGUAUUCUCUCUGUGAAGAUUGAAGAUGAUGAAGAGAAACCACAAGUAGACAAUCUCUUAGCUCCACUAUCAGAUAGUGAGGCUGAAGACGAGGUUGAAGAACCUUUGAGCAGCGAUACAGACUGUGAAGGUGAUAUGAGGACUCACACUGACAACAAACACUGCUUUUCAAAGAAGAGAGGUAAAAAAUGUUUGAGCUGCUCAGUUUGUGGCAAAAGCUUUUCUCGAAAUAGCAGUUUAACUCGACACAUGAGAACACACACAGGUGAAAAACCAUUUAGUUGUUCAGUUUGCGGCAAAAGCUUUUCUCUAAAUAGUUCAUUGACGCAACACAUGAGAACACACACAGGUGAAAAACCAUUUAAUUGUUCAGUUUGUGGGAAAAGCUUUUCCCGUAAUAACUGUUUGGCACAACACAUGACAACACACACAGGUGAAAAACCAUUUAAGUGUUCAGUUUGUGGCAAAAGCCUUUCUCUAAAUACUUCAUUGACACAACACAUGAGAACACACACAGGUGAAAAACCAUUUAAUUGUUCAGUUUGUGGGAAAAGCUUUUCUCGUAAUAACCAUUUGACUUCCCAUAUGAGAACACACACAGGGGAAAAACCAUUUAAGUGUUCAGUUUGUGGCACAACAUUUUCUUUAAAGAGGAGUUUGAUUGAACACAUGGGAACACACACAGGUGAAAAACCAUUUAGUUGUUCAGUGUGCGGCAAAAGCUUUUCUCUAAAUUGUUCGUUGACCAAACACAUGACAACACACACAGGUGAAAAACCAUUUAAGUGUUCAGUUUGUGGCACAACAUUUUAUUUUAAGAUGAAGUUGACUGAACACAUGAGAACACACACAGGUGAAAAACCAUUUAGUUGUUCAGUUUGCGGCAAAAGCUUUUCUCUAAAUUGUUCGUUGACAAAACACAUGACAACACACACAGGUGAAAAACCAUUUAAUUGUUCAGUUUGUGGGAAAAUCUUUUCUCUUAAUGACUAUUUGACUUCCCACAUGAGAACACACACAGGUGAAAAACCAUUUAAGUGUUCAGUUUGUGGGAAAAGCUUUUCUCUUAAUGACUAUUUGACUUCCCACAUGAGAACACACACAGGUGAAAAACCAUUUAGUUGUUCAGUGUACGGCAAAAGCUUUUCUGUUAAGAGCACUUUGAUUGAACACAUGCGAACACACACAGGUGAAAAACCAUUUAAGUGUUCAGUUUGUGGCACAACAUUUUCUGUUAAGAUUAAGUUGACUGUACACAUGAGAACACACACAGGGGAAAAACCUAAUAAGUGUUCCCUUUGUGGCAAAAGCUUUUCUGUUAGGAGCACAUUGACUCGACACAUGAGAACACACUGGAGAAAAAACAUUUAGUAAUAAUGCAGACGCAGUAAAACACAUAAGAACACACAAAAUAAUCAAUUAGCUGUUUAGUUUGUGGUAUGUUGCUCAUAUGUGGUGACAUCCACCCUACCCAGGACCUCCUCACUGCUUCUUUCACAAAUAUCUGAGGUAUUCAUACAAACUUGGAUUAUUUGGAGCAUAAUCUUAUCUACUCAUGACCCCAUGUCUUCUCUGUAUCUGAAACCUUCCUGAACAGUAAGAUAGAUGAUGCUUCAAGUGCUUGGUUACUCCUUCUUCAGUCCAGGGACCUGGGGCCUCAUGUGUCAAGUUUGUGCACGCUCAAAAACCUGCACUACACCCUUUUUCACUGCAAAGUUGAGAUGUGUCAAAACUGACGUUGACACAUAAGUGAUGCUGGGUAACUGUUUGCAUAACAAACUGACAACUUUUACUCCUCAGACUUAAUGAUGUGCAAAUCAGAGACAUAUGAACAAUUAACACAAGCACAGCUUUUAUUUUUCUAUCAAUACACAUUAUGUCUAGAAGACAGGAAGUAACUCAACACUCUUGAAUAGUUUCUUCCUCAGUUUGUAUGGUUUGUUGAGUUAGCACAGGAUUAAUAUGUGGAAAUGACAAAUGAGUUAGUUGAUACAUAGAAUAGUUUUUAUUUGUGCUUUAUUUUGUUUUUUGUUCAAUCCUAGAUGGGUUGUGACUUAAAGUUGAAUUGCUUUGUAGAAACACUGAGAUUAAGUCUAAGUUCAUUGUGUUCUUCAAGGUGUUUUUGAAAAUGCACCAUUUUUUUCCUCUUAAUGUUCAACUAACUUGAAGUGUUUUGUCAAGAGGAUUAUUUGUAAUAUGUUCUAUU
Entelurus aequoreus (snake pipefish) is the source of this 2385-nucleotide messenger RNA. RefSeq names its product gastrula zinc finger protein XlCGF57.1-like. The record is from RefSeq and is a predicted model, not a curated record. The coding region runs from base 315 to 1550 and encodes 411 amino acids. Gene Ontology annotation, molecular function: DNA-binding transcription factor activity, RNA polymerase II-specific; RNA polymerase II cis-regulatory region sequence-specific DNA binding. Lineage: Eukaryota; Metazoa; Chordata; Actinopteri; Syngnathiformes; Syngnathidae. Gene Ontology annotation, biological process: regulation of transcription by RNA polymerase II. The transcript has a single exon.